AUGAGUCCGAUCAGUAGCAUUUCCAUGAGCCCCAACGGCGGCGCCUCCAUUACCGAAAUCGAUGGUCGACACUCGGUGAACUUCGCGGCGCCGAGGGGGUUUGCAACGAAACUGAAGUCGGCAAUGAAAGAAACGCUGUUCCCAGACGACCCUUUCAGGCAGUUCAAGAACGGAGAGACGAGGAGAGAUAGAAUUGUGAAAGGAGUACAGUACUUCGUCCCAAUGUUCGAAUGGCUUUCCACUUACAAUCUCCGGUUGUUCUGGUCGGACCUCGUCGCCGGCCUCACCAUCACCAGCCUCGCCAUCCCUCAAGGCAUUAGUUACGCUAAACUCGCCGAAAUUCCUCCCAUCAUUGGCCUCUAUAGUAGUUUUGUUCCUCCACUGGUGUAUGCGAUAUUCGGAAGUUCGAGGCAGAUGGCGGUGGGGACGAUAGCGGCGGCGUCCUUACUGUUAUACCAAACGGUGUCGAGCGUGGCGAUGCCGGAGAACGACCCUGUUCUGUAUGUGCAUUUGAUUUUCACCACCACCUUCAUCACCGGAGCAUUUCAGGCUGCUUUAGGUAUUCUCAGGUUAGGGAUAUUGGUGGAUUUCUUAUCGCAUUCGACCAUAACAGGCUUCAUGGGGGGCACAGCGGUAAUUCUGUGUCUGCAACAGCUGAAGGGCAUAUUUGGUAUGAAACAUUUCUCUAGUCACACCAGCCUUAUCUCUGUGCUCAAGGCCAUCGUCGCCAAUAGACAUGAGAUAAGAUGGGAGACCACAGUCAUGGGCGUCAUCUUCGUUGCCUUCUUGAUGUUCACUAAGUACUG
Neltuma alba is the source of this 806-nucleotide messenger RNA. RefSeq names its product probable sulfate transporter 3.5. The annotation marks the transcript as partial. Lineage: Eukaryota; Viridiplantae; Streptophyta; Magnoliopsida; Fabales; Fabaceae. Gene Ontology annotation, molecular function: secondary active sulfate transmembrane transporter activity. The record is from RefSeq and is a predicted model, not a curated record. The transcript has 4 exons. Gene Ontology annotation, cellular component: membrane. Gene Ontology annotation, biological process: sulfate transmembrane transport.